UAUUGUGUUUCUAAUUAGGUUUGCAGUGCAUUUAGAAGGACUUUAGACCAUGCUGAAAACCACAAAAAAAAUCCACCUUGAGUUUUCAGAUGGUAUGUGGUUCUUUUUCUCAAAUGAGGUUUUGUGGCCUCACUACUCCUGUUUCUCACAGAGCUUAGAAGCUUAUUCCAUGCUCCCAAAUACUGGUUGGCUUUAAGCCACUAGAAGCUAUACAUAUACUUCUGUUACCUUUAUUCUGAGCCAGCCGUUUAGUGCAUAAUAAGCCAUUUUCCCACGGGUAUCAUUGGAUGGUUUUACCAAGACCAUUUCAGGUUUUACCAAUAUAUCUCAGGUUCAGAGACGCUCUGAAUGGGUGCCGUCAGAACAAGGCUCACAAUAAACAUCACAAUAAUCCACAAAUAUACCACAUCACAUCUUUUAGGUGAAAAGCUACAUGUUUGUAAGAAACAAAUGCAUCACGCAUUAUUUUUGUAACUUGAAUUUUCUUUUUUUCCCCCUUAAACUGUCGCUUGAGCCUUGAAUCCAUAAUUACAAUGCGUAACAAAUCAAUUCUGCGUUGCCAUUUGACAUUAAAAUGUUGUUUAGUACUCUUUAUUUUUUAAAUUAAUUCUCUUUGGAAAAGCGAUAGACAUCAGAGUAAUUACAACAAACACAUGGCUUCUGUAGAGCUGCUUCAUAGCUAAAAUUGCUGAAUAUUUAACACUAAUAUUUUAAAAUAUUAAAGCAUAGAACUUACAUCUCAUUGCGCAGAUAACGAAAUAGACAAUAAAUCCACAUUAGGCCAAACUUGGGCCAUUUGUACCCGCAAAAUUAUAUUUUUUAAUAAUUACUGGUCUGCACACUUUACGCUUUUUCGCAGUAUUUUAAUCGCAUUUUUAAACGCAUCGUCGUACCAAUCAUAAAUUGUAAGGACACUAUUAACAGUCACCACGUUUUUCUGCACCACCGUACAUUUUCUUGCAGGCGCAUCUUUCCAGAGUAGGUUUAACGCGACCUUAAUAACGCAAGGCUUCGCGUUCAAAACAAUGCAUCCCGAGAUCACGGAGGGAAAAAAACGGGCUAAAUAUGCCCACGAGAACAUCCCGUACCACCAUCCCCUGUCUCUCGUCUCCCUUCACCCCACCCAAGCCCCAAAGACUGACAGGAGCGACAGCCACUCACAAGUCUCCGGUACAGUAACGAGGGAAAGAUGCUUUCGGAAACAAUCAGCCCCCCGCCGGCUCCGAGAGAGCACUCGUUACUGAUGGGAGUAGUGAACGCUACAGUAACCCACGGCAGAAACGAUGCUGUAGAUAUCUGCCUCGACGCGUCAGAUCCACAGAUGUGGGCGGCGUGGUCGGUGCGUGGACGUGUCCGAUCCGACCUUUAGAGUUGAGUAACUUUUGAGAAUGCACGUCCGUUUACGUCGAGCCGAGGAAUGAAGUGAACGUCAAUGGAGAACGUUCACGGUCCUCGUCGGCGUCGAGGCAUGGACGCGUUCCUGCUCUGCCUCCUUCUGCCGAUGGGAAUCGCGAGGGGAUCCAACUACGGCUACGUGGAAUGGUCUGAAAACGACAGAGACCCCGAAAUCAAGGCGAAAUAUCCGCUUUACAGCACCGGGGAGACGACGCGCCAGCAGCCGACCAUCUCCAGCACCGAGCGGACGGCGGUGGCGCACAAGCUCGAGGAGGACCUGCCGCGGGUGGUCACCGCUUUUCUGCACACGGGGGACUCGUCCACCCUGGAGCACGUCAACUGCUCUCGGCGAUACGAGCUGAGCAGCCUCCGCGGUGGGGCUCGCGCCGCCUCGCACUCCUCCCUCCACGGCGUCCUCGACACCAUGACGCACGCCACCAACUUCCUAAACAUGCUCCUGCAGUCCAACGGCACUCGGGAGCGGCACCUGAGGAGGGACGUCCAGUGGUACCACGCGCUGGUCACGAGCAUGUUGGAAGGGAAUCCCAAAAUCCACCGGGCCGUGGUCACGUUUCACACGGAGUCUCCCGAUGCGCCCGGUCCGCAGGUGUUCCUUCAGGCGACCAGAGGCGAGGAGGAGCGCAUAGUGCUCCAAGACCUGUCCAACACCGCGCGCCAUCGCCUUAAAAACAGGACCUCCGAGUCCGACUGGUACAACGAGUUUCGGGACCGAAAGAGACCCCAGAGGCUUGGCAAAAGCCGGGGGUUCCCGGCGGCGCAGGGCGGAUAUUUUCUGGACAGGAGUCACGUCAAGUGGUCUGCGCCCUACCUGGAGUGCGAGCGCGGCAGUUUUGUGCCGCACUGGCUGCUGACGCUCUCCGCAGGUUUCUACGGUCUGAAGAACGACACAGCGCCGGAGUUCAGAGGCGUUGUGCGAGUGGAUGUUAAUCUGCAGGAUGUGGACAUCGACCAGUGCUCCAGCAGCGGCUGGUUUGCAGGAACCCACCGCUGUAACUUGACCACUAUGGAGUGUAAACCGAUUACAGGCCACGGAUUUGUGCUGGACAAGUACAAGUGCCAAUGCAGAAGCGGUUUCUAUCACCAAAGCCAAGCGGCGCUCAAUGGCUUCUCAAAAUCAGACCAGGGAAUGCACACGGAUCAGUCCUGGGAACCGUCCGGGAGGUGUUUGCCGUGUCGAGAAGGCUGUUUGUUCUGCACAGGCGACACACCGUGUGUGGCUCAGGAGGACACGGCCCUCCGCCUCGCCAUGGUCUCCUUCCAGAGCUUCUGCAUGCUCCUGGACCUCGUCAGCAUGAUGGUCGUCUACCACUUCCGUCGCAACAAGAGAAUCAAAGCAUCUGGCCUUAUACUUCUCGAAGCGAUACUUUCAGGAUCUGUAUUUCUCUACUUCCCUGUUAUGAUACAGUAUUUCAAUCCAAGUGUUUUCCGGUGUAUUCUCCUGAGAUGGGUCCGUUUGCUCGGAUUCGCUGUCGUCUAUGGAACAGUGAUUCUCAAACUGUACAGGGUUUUAAAGGUGUUCCUGUCCCGCACGGCCCAGCGGAUCCCGUACAUGACCAGCUGGAGGGUCCUGCGUCUGCUCGCUGUGAUUUUGCUGGUGGUGGUGUGGUUCCUCGUGGCCUGGACCUCAGCCGUGUGCCAAAGCCCUGACACCCAUCACGGCCUCAUCGCCGUCGGGUUCACUCCGGAGGGCCUGCAGUUCAGCAUGUGCCUGCUGGACAGCUGGGACUACAUGAUGGCCGCUGCGGAGUUCCUGUUCCUGCUGUGGGGCGUCUAUCUGUGCUACGCCGUGAGGACCGUUCCCUCCGCUUUCCACGAGCCUCGCUACUUGGCCAUCGCCAUUUAUAACGAACUCCUCAUCUCUGCAAUAUUUCACAUCAUUAGGUUCUCUCUUGGCACUGGACUGCAUCCAGAUUGGAUGCUAAUGUUAUUUUUUGUUCACACACACCUGACAGUGACGGUUACUCUAGGAUUGCUUCUCAUUCCAAAGUUCUUGUUCACUGGAACUCAUACACGGGAGGAUAUAGCCACAGAGGCCUAUGAGGAUGAACUGGAUAUGGGUCACUCAGGCUCCUGUCUGAACAGCAGCAUCACAUCUGCCUGGAGUGAGCAUAGUCUGGAUCCCGAGGACAUUAGGGAGGAACUCAAGAAACUCUAUGCCCAACUGGAGAUUUAUAAAAGAAAGAAGAUGCUGGCCAAUAACCCUCACUUACAGAAAAAACGCAGUUCCAAGAGAGGACUUGGACGGACACUAAUGCGUCGUAUCACAGAAAUACCUGAGACAGUGAGUCGGCAAUACAGCCGGGAAGAUCGAGACCCAAGUGACCAUGGGAGUAACAGAGGCACCCUGAGGAGAAACCCAUUUGACCCGUCUCACUCUGGGAAGCCAAGAGAAGAAUCGUUAAAGAGCAGGAUGUUCUCACUGAAAAGAUCUCACAGCUAUGACCAUACGCAUGAUCAAGGUGGGGAAACCAAUGGAGUGCGUGAAGAUAAAGUGGAGAACACUACUACUGAGGCUUCUCUGCUUGACACCUUGAUGGGCCGUAGGUCCAACAAGAAGAACCCUGAGGUGCCAAAGGUCGAGUUAGCCGAAUCUACUGAGUCAGUGCCCUUAGUGUGCAAGUCUGCCAGUGCACAUAACCUAGCAGCAGAAAAAAAGCCUGUACACCUUCGGACCUCUAUGUUGCAGAAGUCCCUGUCUGUCAUUGCUAGCGCCAGAGAAAGGACACUGGGGAUUGCUGGGAAGACCCACAGUGUGGAAGAUGCCAGUAAAAAGGGUCUCAAAGCAAGAGACAGUACAGUGCUUUCAGAAGUUGAGGAGUCCCCUGAGUGUUUACCAAAAAUGAUCAUCAGCCAGUCAGUUGAGUACACUAAAACGCCUAGUAAGAUGGGCAUCAUGAAACAGCAGGUGAGUGGCAGUCAGCCCUCAAUUUGUUCAGAACCAGGGAAGAGUAAGGACCUGUACGACCUCUCUGAGGUGUGUCCUUGGGAAGUAGAGGAGUUACCCACUCCAACGGAGGGCAAGUCCCAGAAACAUGUUUCUAUUGCCCCUACUGAAACCAAUACAAUUCAUGGGAGCAGUGCAAAAAGUGGACAUAAGUCUCAACACAAACAAAAAGGGUUGGGCCAAUCUCCGUCAAACCGACGUCGCUCCAGAGAUAGGACUGGGGAAAGGGAUGAAGGGAGGAAACCGAAAUCACCUCUCAAGCUUAAUACCCACAAAGAAGCAAGUCCUUGGAACUUCGAGGAUCUACCAGUGCAACCAAUGGAGUCUGUAGGACUGUCCCCUGAGAGAACAAACCGCAAGAAAAGUGUCACUCCCACGGAUGGAAAGCCCAAGAUCAUCCUCUCAGAUAUCUCCAAGUCCACAGGAAGCCUUUUGCAGCCACCAACUCUCAUGGUGGAUAUCUGCCCUUGGGAUUAUGAUCCCCCUCUGUCCCCCAACCAGGACAAGACUUGCAGCCCCACACAUCAUUCAAAGAGAAGAGAUUCUUGCUCGAAAAGAAAAGGAUCUUGCUCCUCCAAAGACAAAACUAAGGAUAAAGAAGAUGAUAAACGAACAUCCAAGAGUAGGGAGCGGAGAAGCUCCUCAAGCAAACCCUCUGAGAAGCGUCGCACAAGCCAAUCAUCAGAGGGAGAUCAAGUUGCCACAGUGGCAUCUGGAAGAAGGAGGAGCGCUACUAGAGACUCUGCGAUCAGUAAGCGUGCUGAUGUUAGCCCCUGGGAGACAGAGGUAUUGCCCAUUGCUACCUCAAAUGAUAAACAGCCUGCAACAACUGAGAUCCACACAACUCGAACACCGUCCACUUACCUCAACAUGGCUGAAGUUUGUCCAUGGGACUUCGAUGAGAAGUUGUCAGGGGAAAAUGCAUGACACACCAAUCACAAAACUAGACCACUCCAGUAGGGUUUCAAAGAUGAAAGUUAAGGCCUGUUCACACAAAGAUGGCUAACUGUAAAUAUAACUGGCUUAUAUGCCAUCAACAGAAAAUAAUGUGUGCUGCAGUUAUAUCGCCUGUCACUUUAAGUCGUCCUAAAAGUUGGGUGGAUUCUUUUUGGCUAAUAAUUUUUUUUUUAAUCAUUCAUCAGCUAAAAAAAACAUUCUAAAAGCGAUAUUGCUGUGGUGUGGACUUUGCUAUUUUCAUUCAUAAUUAUUUAUUUAUUUAUUUAUUUAUAUAAAUCUUUAUAUUUAUAGUUGUCAUCCUUGGUGUGAAUGGGCCUGUAGCCAUAUUUGCACACAUUAAGUUUUCAAUAAGUUUUCAUAUAUACCAAGUAAAACACUUUCUUAGACGUUUUCAAUUCUUGUAAUGUAGAAUGUAAAAGUUUAACCUACAAAAACGGCUUCCAGUUCAAAUAAAAUGGAUGUGGCUACCAACUGAAAUAAAAUAGUGGCUUGCAAAAGUAUUCAAACCCCUCUCAUUUUCAAUUUCAUGCCUAAUAUUUUAUGUAUUUAUUUUUAUGUGACAUUUUUUUCCAUUAUAUUUGAUCAUUUCUUUAAAAAUUUCUGAAGGGCAAAAGCAUAACACAGUGGAUAUCCCAGUGGCACUCGUGUUUCAGUUGUCAGGUAGUGUCCAGGUAAUGCUCAUUCAAUGCACGUUUUACUCACCAUUAAAGCAUCCUAAGUGUAUAUGACUUUCUUCUUUCAGAUUAAACCAGUCUGAGUUUUAUAAAAAAAUGCCCUUGCUCUUCCAAGCUUUGUAAUGGCAUGGGCAUGUGGUUUUGUUCAUCAGUCCACAAAUAGUCAAAUAGAGUUCAUGCAUCAAUAUUAAAUAAAUGAAUGAAGGCUUCCUAAAGCGAAGCAAUGCAUUUUUAUACAAAUUUCUUAAUUAAAACAACAUAAACAGUUUUGUGGAACUCCCACUAACUAUAUGUAGUACUAUAUGUGUGUUCAUGAUAGACAGUUUAAACCUCCAGUUUACAGGAGCAAAGGAAGCUAAGUUUCUCUACUUUAACAAAAGUAAACCAGUCUUCUCUUAACGAAACCCUCCAACAUUUUUCUUUAAAAAGCCUUGAUUUGCACUCAUGACCAGUGUUUUGUAUCGUUCUCUCUCCAUCACACUUCCACGUUCAUCAGAAAUCAGAGGUGCAUACGUCCUCAUCUGCUAGCACAGAUUCCACCUACGACAGUUAGAAUUAAAAGAAAAAAAUCUAUUUUAAAUAGGGAUUUUUUUUUACAAAAACACAUGGAUUUGCUACAGGCCUUUAUUCACCCCCUGGAGCUGAGUGAGGCACAUUUUAUUAUGGAUUCAUGUAUUUUAUUAGACUACUUUUAGACUGUUGAACAAGACACCCUCCUACUGCCAUUAUAACUCUGAAUGGAUUCGUCUAUAAGAAGAAAAUCAUAUAGGAUGCCUUAAGGAUGAGUAAAACAUGGACUAAUUUGCAUUUUUGGGUGAACUAACCCUAAUUUUUUUUCAAUAAUUUUUUUCUGAAAAUGAAUGCUGCAGUUUUUCAAAUUGGUAAAUAAGUGAAUUUGUUCUGGGGGGUUUGAAGACCUUCACAAGGCACAAUUAGAGAAUCAGAGAGUAAGAUGAAACACAUCCUGUAUCUAGGAAACUGCAGUUUUUCUUUCCGGACAGGUUUAUAAUGAAUAAUUUUGAAGGUCUAUAAAACUGGCAUAUUUUUUAACUAAUAGAAAAUAUGAAAAUAUUUAAAAUAUAACUGUUAAUGUUUCCAUGUGACAACUAUCCCCAGUCACGCUGGUGACUUGAUAGAUGUAAUAGUAUAUCAAUGAUUUGGCUAAAUAAUACAACUAAAACAUUGCAUAGCACCUUUUUUCUUCUUCAAAAGAAAGAAGGCAAGAAAGAAAAUGGUGGUGCGGAAAACCGCUUAUGGGAAAAGCUUGUAAGAAAUCCUAUUUCAUUGGCCCCAUGCUUUAAAUGCUUUCUUACAAUCAGGGACAGAUUAAUGCACAGGCCUACCGGGCACUAGACCAGAGGGGGGCCACAUAUUUUUUUAGCCAAGUGGAUUUUGAAUGUAGCUUCCAAAAGACAAAAAUGGCUUAAUUAUAUAUAUAUAUAAGCUGUCAAAUUCAUAUCAGCGUUCGCAUUUUGGCUGCCACUGAGCCAGCCGAGUUUUCAAAGUGCGGCGCAUUAUAAACAACCACAGAGCGGUCACUUACCAUACGUGCCCUUAUUCACAGUAAUGUCCUCUUUUUGGACCAAAAAAAGAAUCCAGAUCGGGAUUCCUAAAUCGCCCAGAAUGUCUGAGAUUUGGCUUUUGCUUUCUACGGUCGGCAUUCAUUGUGAGCGUUUGCUCUACAUAGGACUACUUUAUUUCUGACCAUUACCACCUGCUCAGAUAUUCUAAUAGUGAAUAUUUUUCUUGCAUCAAGGAGCCGCUACAAAUAUGCAGAGUUUUAGGGUAUCGCUUUGGAUGCAGGGUUGCCAAAUCUGCAUUUCUUGUGGGGAAUUGGGCAGAUUUUACACUCUUGCUCCAGGUUAAUUCUUUUCCCGUGGGUAAGAUUUGAAAUACUGUAUAAAUUACCCCUGCAGGCACACAACGUCAUAA
Messenger RNA from Puntigrus tetrazona (Sumatra barb), 7923 nucleotides. RefSeq names its product G protein-coupled receptor 158b (gene gpr158b). The record is from RefSeq and is a predicted model, not a curated record. Gene Ontology annotation, cellular component: membrane. Gene Ontology annotation, biological process: G protein-coupled receptor signaling pathway. Lineage: Eukaryota; Metazoa; Chordata; Actinopteri; Cypriniformes; Cyprinidae. The coding region runs from base 1433 to 5287 and encodes 1284 amino acids. The transcript has 11 exons. Gene Ontology annotation, molecular function: G protein-coupled receptor activity.